Molecule: messenger RNA, 3700 nt
Organism: Gadus morhua (Atlantic cod)
Lineage: Eukaryota; Metazoa; Chordata; Actinopteri; Gadiformes; Gadidae
Product: kelch-like protein 26
Exons: 4
Coding region: 660-1496 (278 amino acids)
Molecular function (GO): protein binding
Source: RefSeq, a predicted model, not a curated record
ACAUUAUGGAAGUGAUGUUUGGAAAGUUUCCCUGACAUCCCCUAUCCAAUUUCACAAAGUAAUAUUUACUUAAAUAUGUACACAUAAAACCUAGCACAGUCUAGCACUUAAACAUUUCAAUAACUUCUGCCACAAUAGUCUAGAAAGGUACAGGUCUUGCUUAACCGGUAGGACAUGGCAAUAACUCUGGCAAGGUAAGGGGGACACCCACCGCUGCUACCCAAGAAUACAAUAUAAUGACUCCACCAUUGGAUCAUGUAACUUUAUUCCUAUACAAUUCAUAAAGUGCUCUGAUGGGCAACAAUCGUGCAGAUGUAAUGCAUACCGACCCAAUAAAGAAAAUGGUUGUGUGUGUGUUAGAUAUACCCUACUAAUCCCCUUGGAGGGAUUCAGUCUAUGGCUGCUCGAUUAUGGAAAAAAUCAUAAUAGUCAAUAAUAUUGAAAUCACGAUUACUUUUGAGUUUGAAAACAUGAUGUAUGUAUUCCGCAUGUCUCUCCUCCAAAACACUUUGAAACUGAGAACUUUGAAAUUUCGCCUUUUAAAAAAAUACACAUAAUGGUCAAAUAGAAAAUGUUCAAAUCUAAAAUAUUGUAUCCAGCUGUUCCUAAAAAAUAUUGAAUGAAAAAAUUAAAAUAAUAAUCGAAUCAAACAAAGUGAGAUGAAUCGCCCAGCCCUAAUUCAGUCUGCGUUGGAGCCGGCCUCCCAUGCCAUCACACCGCUGCUCCCCCUGAGCCGGCCGUUCUGUGGUCCCUGCAGUAUGGCUGACAAGCACAGCGUGCUGCGCUGCACCUUCUCCGCCCCGACCCACAGCGCCCUGCUGCUGCAGGGCCUGGCCGCCCUCCGGACCCGGGGCCAGCUGCUGGACGUGGUGCUGGCCGUCAAAGAGGAGCGCUUCCAGGUGCACAAGGCCGUGCUGGCCUCCUGCAGCGACUACUUCCGAGCAAUGUUCACUGGAGGCAUGAGGGAAUCGAACCAGGACACCAUUGAGCUCCAGGGCCUGUCCGCCCGGGGGCUCAAGCACAUCAUCGACUUCGCCUACAGCUCGGAGGUCACCCUGGACCUGGACUGCAUCCAGGACGUCCUGGGGGCGGCCGUGUUCCUGCAGAUGGUCCCCGUGGUGGAGCUCUGCGAGGAGUACCUCAAGUCGGCCAUGAGCGUGGAGACGUGCCUGAACAUCGGCCAGAUGGCCAGCUCCUUCAACCUGGCCUCGCUCAAGGAGUCGGUGGACGCCUUCACCUUUCGCCACUUCCUGCAGAUCGCCGCCGAGGACGACUUCCUGCACAUCCCCCUCGAGCGGCUGGUCUUCUUCCUGCGCAGCAACAAGCUGCGGAACUGCAACGAGAUCGACCUCUUCCACGCCGCAAUCAUUGAAGCUUCCAGAAACGGUGAAAAUGGCCGCCUUGUGGUCCGACCACAAGCUCAAACUAACAUGGCCAAGCCAGGGGGAUUCUGCCUCUGCAGAGGUUCUGGUUCGACACAUGGAAAACAAAACUGAGCCAUCGAGACAUAUUUUUUUUACACCUCGUCGCCCAAAAGGGCUGCCGGCCCACAAUGCCCGGUAUUCCAGAUGGUCAGUCCAGCCCUGCUCAGGACAACGUUUGCGAUUCACUUCCGGGAAAUCAUCUACGUAGAUGCACUCCUGCCGCGCCCCCAUAUGCCUGGUCAAACUGCCUGCUCGCGCGCUUCAAGGAAGGUAACCAAUCACAACGGAGUUGGGUUGGCAGGAGGGGGGCGAGGGGGCGGAGAAGGACGAAACCGAGCGUUGACAGAGAAAGCGCCCAGAUGAGAGGAAGAGUUUCCCGGAAAUCAACAUUGUUUUUUGUGUAUGGUUAAACAUGACUAUCAAUCAUUAUAACAACGUUUAUAGGUCAUAAAAGUCGAAAAAGCAUAAUAGGUCCCCUUUAAGAACUUUAUAUCAAUGAAAAUAAUGGUUGCUAUUUGCAUGGAGCAUGGAGCUGGUGGUGGAUUUCCGCAGGAGGAAAUCUGCCCCUACACCCAUCUCCAUCAACGGUGUGACUGUGGAUGUUGUCCAGGAUUACAAAUACCUUGGAGUAUACCUGGAUAACAAACUGGACUGGGCCAAGAACACCGAGGCUGUUUACAAGAAGGGCCAGAGUUGACUCUAUUUCUUGAGGAAGCUCCGGUCUUUCAAAGUAUGUAACAUCAUGCUGAGGAUGUUCUACCAGUCGAUGAUAGCCAGUGCCAUCUUUUUUGCAGUUGUGUGCUGGGGCAGCAGGCUGAGGGCAGCAGAUGCCAGGAAGAUCAGUAGGAUCAUCAGGAAGGCUGGCUCCAUCCUGGGGGUCCAGGUGGACUCUUUGGUGGUGGUGUCUGAGAGGAGGAUGCUGUGUAUACUGCACAAUAUCCUGGACAACAAUGCUCACCCUCUCCACCAGGUGCUGACCUCGAGCAGAAGCACCUUCAGCAACAGACUCAUCCUCCCCCGGUGUAACACAGAACGCCAGAGGAAGUCUUUUCUUCCUGUGGCCAUCAGACUGUUUAAUGCAACUACCUCCGGCUGCAGAAGGGACCGUGGAGACACUAUGCCCUGAGACCAAUGUCACUUUAUUUAUUUAUUUAAUUAUUUUUACCCAAUUUAUUUAUUUAAUCACUUAAGUUAAUUUAUGCUGCCAACAAUUGCUUCUAUAAUAUUUAUUUAUCACUUUACCACUUUUACCACUAAUACCACUUUUAUCUAAUCGCUCCUUUUCACUUAUUUAGUUUGUACUUAUUUUACUUCCAUCUAUUUUAUCUAUUUUGACUCUAACCCUGUAUUACUUUUCCACCUUUGUAUUGUAACUGUUGCACAAUAAUUUCCCCCGGGAUAAAUAAAGCAUCUUGAACUUGAACUUGAACUAAGAGAAAAAACAUGAGUUAUAGGCAUUUUCCCUAUGCCUAUUAUGUAUUCAAUUUCUACUAUGCCUGAAAAUAAAACGAAUCACACUCAUGCAUUUCCUUAAGAUAGGAUCUAAACGUACGCAUCAAAACGUGCGGUAAAGGAUGUAGAAACAGAUCAAAUAUUUAUAUUGUUAAGUAGAGAAGUGAAGUAACACAUCCAUGCAUGUACUCACUGGCUAUGUGGAAGUAUCCCAGCAAAAGUGACACAAAAAUGGCUUUCCCCCCCAUGUUGGUAUACAGACGACGAUUAAUGAGACCUGCGCCGAAGAGAAGCAGCGGAUAGUGCUAGUCUCAGACAACCUGGAGAACAAGAUUGAGCAGCUCAAGUAUACAGUAUUGUGACGUAAUCCUCUAGCAUGAUUCAUGGCACAGACUUAAUGGAAUUGCUCAACAAGGAUACUGGCACGUUUUCCAAUAUGAUUACAUUGUCUACGUAACAGCCAUUGUUUAUGGGCCCAAGCUUUAAAAAGGCACAGGGCAGUGUACACAAGGAAAUAUAAUAUAAAGCGUAUGUACAGUUUGUAGAUUGUGCCCUUUGUGUGAGAUUGUGCCCCUUGAUGUUUCGCUAAGAUAAGAUGAUGAAUGGUAAUUGAAGCAGGAGCUGGUUGCUGAGAAUCGGUAGAGUGGGAGGGGGGAUGGGAUCCCAACCCUAACCCUAGCUCAGCAGGGAUAAUAUUAUUAUAUUAUAAAUGUUACUGCAUUUACUCCAUUUUAGAUGUUGUAGUAACUUUGCUGUUGGAAACAUUAGUGUUUCUGCAUCAUGUCAUAUUUAAACUACAAAUAAAUUCUAAUGCUGUUCCGAAA